Molecule: messenger RNA, 1009 nt
Organism: Poecilia reticulata (guppy)
Lineage: Eukaryota; Metazoa; Chordata; Actinopteri; Cyprinodontiformes; Poeciliidae
Gene: hoxb1b
Product: homeobox B1b
Biological process (GO): regulation of transcription by RNA polymerase II
Cellular component (GO): nucleus
Molecular function (GO): RNA polymerase II cis-regulatory region sequence-specific DNA binding; DNA-binding transcription factor activity, RNA polymerase II-specific
Source: RefSeq, a predicted model, not a curated record
GGGUGUUUGGUGCCUCACCAGGCUCCGAGCGUCCCCCUGCACCACCACCAGCAGCAGCAGCAGCAGCCGCACGCCAGUCUGGAUCUGCAGUUUUCAGCAGUAGGAAACCCCUUGUACGGUUCAUCUCUGGAGUACGGACACCACCAGUUCGGCCUCGGCCUCGACCAGGACCGGAGCUUCGCGCACGCGCAGGUAUCCCCUCUCGGAACGAGCGUGGCUCCUUACCCCGGGGACRGCUGCGGCCCGGGCCAGUACGUGCAGUAUCCGGACCAGCGGCAGCAGGAGUACUCAGAGAGUGUUUACAGGAGGCUACCACCCCAGUGCAAGGAGAAAGACCAGGAGGAAACUUCUAAAACUUUCGACUGGAUGAAAGUGAAGAGGAACCCCCCUAAAACAGCUGUUCUGUCGGAGUUCGGGGUUCCGGGCCAGCCCAAUGCGAUCCGCACCAACUUCACCACCAAGCAGCUGACGGAGCUGGAGAAGGAGUUCCACUUCAACAAGUACCUGACGCGGGCGCGGCGGGUGGAGGUGGCGGCCAGCCUGGAGCUCAAUGAGACGCAAGUGAAGAUCUGGUUCCAGAACCGCAGGAUGAAGCAGAAGAAGCGAGAGAAGCUCGGCUGCGUCCUGGCCAGCAGCACUCCACCGGAGAAACUCUCUGAAACCGCGUCCACAAAUACUAAAGGGGAGAAAUUGUGAACUUUGAUGGGACUUAAAAAAAAAAACAAAAAAAAAAAAGCGGUUGGGUUUCACCAUUCCGUGGGAAAUAAAUACUCAAAGUGCUUGUGGACUURUGAAUCUUUACAGGGUAUGACUGAUUGCUGCUUUUCCUCUGAACUGGGUGCUUCUUAAAAAUAUUUUCAUCGAUUUAUUAUUAAUUUUUUUACCUCUCCAUAAUGAGCCCAAGCUGUGCUUUGUGUUGUAUCACUGAUCUCCUCAGUGUCAUUGUUUUGCACUAUUUAUUUACAGGGUAUUUUCCAACACUUGUUCAGAUGAUUUAGCUUAAUAAAGA